CCCCCACCACUCCACCUAAUCGUGUAGCUUCCAUGCCCGAGUCUCCCAUCGUUUACCGGCGACGUCCCGCGUCGUCGCCGUCGGCCCCGUCCGCCAACGGGUCGUCGUCGGCGGCGGCCGAGACCAAGCAGGCGGGCUUGGCGGCCAGGACGGCAUUGCGCCGCGGGUUCUGGGGCUCACAGCACCCGAUGGUGCAUCGGACGGUGAUUGUGGCCACCUUUCUGGCGCUGACAGUGGUGACGGACGCGCUGGCGCCGACGUCGGAUGAGGCGAGCCUGCUCGAGGCCUUCAUCCCACGCAGCGUCUUCCGGGCCGUCCUCAUCACCUGGGUCUCAGCCUCGCUCUUCACCUACGAUCCGGCAUACGCCUACCCCUACACGCUCGCCUUUACUGUCCCGCUCGUAACCAUGUACUUUGCGCACCUGGGAUGCUACCACAUGGUCGUCCUGCAAGUCUUUGGUGUCAUUCCGGCGCUGGAGCUUGUCUCGCCCAAGAACCACUUUGACCUCACCCGCGAGGAGGAGAAUCAGCUCCGCAGCAUGCGCUCGUUCCGGUACAUCACCUGGAUCUGGGUCCCGCUCCAGCUCGCACACAUUGUGUGGGGCAUGUACGUGGCCUCGGCGUGGGGCCUCUCCCGCUCACAGCUUGCGCUCCUCACGGCGUCGAUCGGGAUCUCGACCGGCGGCCUCGGCAUCAACUUUGCGCACGAGCUCAUCCACAAGCCGACCAAGCUCGAGAAGGGACUUGGCCGCAUCCUUCUCGCCUCGGUCUGCUACGGCUCGUUCUACGUCGAGCACCUGUACGGCCAUCACCGGCACGUCUCCACGCCGCACGACCCGGCGUCGGCGCGCUACUCUGAGUCGCUCUACGCCUUUCUUCCGCGCACGCUCGUCGGCUCGUUCCGCUCGGCAUGCCACAUCGCGGCAGCGCGGUGCGUCAAAGCCGGCGUUCCGGUUCUGUCGCUCUCGAACGAGGUCUACUCGCUCCUGGCCGUCUCGGCUGGCAUGGCCGCCUGCGCCUGGGCCAUCUUUGGCGCUCUCGGCCUCGGCAUGUUUUUCGGGCAGUCGGCCGUCGCCAUCCUCCUCCUCGAAAUCGUCAAUUACAUCGAGCAUUUUGGUCUUGCCCGCAAGCCGUCGGACAAGUACGAGGGUGAGUUCGAGCCGGUCACCCCCAUUCACUCGUGGAACUCGACCGCGUGCAUCACUGACCUCUUCCUCCUCAAUCUCCAGCGGCACUCGCACCACCACGCCAAGGCUGGCGAUCGCUACCAGAUACUCCACUCUUACGACGACUAUGAGGCUCCGCAAAUGCCCACCGGAUACGCCGGCAUGAUGCUUCUCGCCCUCGUCCCGCCGCUGUGGUUUGCGGUCAUGCGGCCGCGCGUCGAUGCGCUCCGCGAGCGCAAUCUGCUCUGA
Messenger RNA from Thecamonas trahens ATCC 50062, 1415 nucleotides. RefSeq names its product alkane 1-monooxygenase. The record is from RefSeq and is a predicted model, not a curated record. Bases 33 to 1415 code for a protein of 460 amino acids. The transcript has a single exon. Lineage: Eukaryota; Apusomonadida; Apusomonadidae. Gene Ontology annotation, molecular function: oxidoreductase activity. Gene Ontology annotation, biological process: lipid metabolic process.